AUGAAUCUUUUGUGCUGUAUCGGUAAAAAUGCUAACGAUAAGAUAACUAUAAAUUGGACACCUGAUCUUGACGUAAUGUUCCUCCAAGUGUACCUCGAAGUGCGCAAAUAUGAUCCACUCAGUAGAAACCAAAUUGUUCAAUUUUUUUCUGGGGAAACCGGUCUUAAACUCAGCUGGAGAAUUAUUGUAAGGAGAAUUGAUUAUCUAAAUAGUUUACAGGAAAGUUUACUACAGUUAUGUACACCUGAUCCAGAAACUGGAAUUCUCAUAAUGACUAAAGAAGCGUCGGCACUAGCUACCAAGAAACAUCCAGAACUGUCAAAUCCGAAUUCAAAACAGCUAGUUGAGUUAUUGCUACAAAAGACAACACCGACACCACUAAGUUGCAAGGAACCACGUCCAAAGUACAAUUCCAAUCCUAACUCGAGUGGCUUAGAUGUUGUGGAUACAAUAAUGAUGUUCUAA
Molecule: messenger RNA, 465 nt
Organism: Eruca vesicaria subsp. sativa (arugula)
Lineage: Eukaryota; Viridiplantae; Streptophyta; Magnoliopsida; Brassicales; Brassicaceae
Source: the annotation of a GenBank genome assembly